Messenger RNA from Menidia menidia (Atlantic silverside), 1911 nucleotides. The record is from the annotation of a GenBank genome assembly. Lineage: Eukaryota; Metazoa; Chordata; Actinopteri; Atheriniformes; Atherinopsidae.
UUAGCUGUCAGCCCACUUCUGCGUUAGCCAGCCGGAAUGCUGGCCAGUUGUAUGCCCUCGUGUAAUGACUGCUGACAUAGUUUUACCUCAUUGACAUUUAGUCCGGACUGUGACCGUUGGAGGCCAUGGGGCUGCCGCAGAGCUCGUUUCUUUCGGACGGGGGAAAUAACAGUGGAUAUCAUAUCCAUGGGGUUCAAGAAGGUUCACCUGCACUGAGGGCUGGUCUGGAGCCUUUCUUUGACUUCAUUCUCUCUAUUGGGAACACCAGACUUAGCAAAGAAAGCGACCUGAUGAAAGACCUCCUGAAGGCCAAUGUGGAGAAGGCAGUCAAACUUGAAGUGUACAACUCAAAAACCCAGCGAGUCAGGGAGCUGGAGGUGACACCCAGUAACAUGUGGGGCGGCCAGGGUUUGCUGGGCGCCAGCGUCCGCUUCUGCAGCUUUGAGGGAGCCAAUGAGAACGUGUGGCAUGUCUUGGAUGUGGAAGCGAACUCUCCUGCAGCGCUGGCCGGACUCACCGCUCACGACGACUUCAUUGUCGGAGCUGACCAAGUGUUACAAGAAUCUGAAGAUUUCUUUUCCUUGAUCGAGGCCAAUGAGGGGAAGUCUUUGAAGCUAUUAGUGUAUAACACGCAGACCGAUCAGUGCAGGGAGGUGGUGGUGACUCCCAACGGAGCAUGGGGAGGCGAGGGAAGCUUAGGCUGUGGUAUCGGCUAUGGCUACUUGCACAGGAUUCCAACGCAACCGGCUCAACUUAACCCCCAGAAUAAGAAUGCUGUUCAGCCAGAGGUGGCUGACCGUGCUGAAGAAGUAGCUCCGCUUAACUUCACAGAGGUGCCUUCUGUGGCUCAGUUUAGCCAAUCUAAUGAUUCAGGUUUGGAUCAAACUGGAGGAAUUGGGCAGAGCAUGACCUCUGACCUGGACGUUUCCGUCCCAGCUGAAGCCGGUGGUUCAGAUGUGUCGGACGUCGUCUCCACCAAUGAGGAGGGCCACAGCUCCGUGUUUGCUAAUUACAGGGAUGACACUGGUGAUCAAUGUAGCUUGGAUAUUUCCUCUUUCGACCAAAAACCUUCAUCUCCAGAACGGAAGGACAAACCAGACAUCCAGCAAACUGAUCAGGGCAGUGGCUUAGAUGUGACCAGCAGCACGUCUCCCACCACCGGGGCAGCAGACCACUCUGCUGACCUCACAGCCUCCACACAGAGUGCCACUAUCCUCCCACAGGGGCAGGAGCCCAAUUCCAAGCCCUCAAUCUGCCAUAUUUCAGCUCAGGAUCACAUUGUGUCAGACAUUUAAUUUAACAGCGGAAACAAAGACGCAGAGACUCUAAAAGAAGACUAGGUGCACACUGAGAUGAGGAAAGGCUGUCAUUAUUAACAGUUGUAUCACUGGAGCUAUUUUUUAAAUUUGCAAGGUUUUUAUUUAUAUGCAGGUAUCCUUUCUGCACAUUGAAUUGCACAUUUAAGAAGAAUGUUAUGUUGACCGGAAACUAGAGUUUAGGUGUUCAGUCCAUUUGCUGAUGAAAAGCUGACGAGUUUGCACAAAAAAGGCCAAAAGUGAAAAAUGUGCAGCUUUGCUGUUCUGUCUGUAAUCAAAGGUAGAAGUUUGAAACUGUAGAUGUGUGAAUUAGUUAUUUUGUUCUGUUGACCUUAUUUCCUUGGGGGCAUAUUUUUGCAAAGAUGUUUUUGAAACCUCAGGCAUUUACCGUUUGGGCCUUUUAAGUCUCGUCAAAAAGUCCCAAAUUUGACGUGUGUUUGACUUGUGAUUGGUUGAAAAGAGUGAGCCACACACGGAGCACUUUUCUGCUUUUUCCCGUGUCUUUUGUUUAUAUGGAUUUUAAUUGAAAUUAUGUAUCAGGUUAACAUGUAAGGAAACAUGUUUAUAUAAAAGAAUGUGCUCAGUUUAAACCUCC